UGUGUCAGUAGCAGUGUGUGCGAGUCAGUUCGACACUCAGUAAUUUCAGCUCCUCCAUUAGGAAUACUUUAAACUAGCAGCACACACACAUACACGAGGAAUUUAAUGAGUGUCUCCACAUCAGCCCUGCUCCACAUCACUGCAGCAUAGAGGACAAACACUCGGUCACAGGCUGUUUCCAUCAUGAUGUCAGUGAAGGCAGAGGGAGCCCAGCAGAAAUGGGCCGCAGUGAGGGGUCGUCUGGGCUCGUCUCAGGACUCAGACGGCCCUCAGGAGGCCAAUCUGGAGAAUGCAGACGCUGAGCUGUGCAUACGCCUGCUGCAGGUGCCCUCGGUGGUGAACUACUCAGGCCUGCGGAAGCGUCUGGAGGGCAGCGAGCAGGCCUGGAUGGUGCAGUUUCUGGAGCUGUCGGGUCUGGAUCUGCUUCUGGAGGCUCUGGAUCGGCUGUCGGGACGCGGAUGCUCUCGAAUCGCAGACGCUCUGCUGCAACUCACCUGCGUCAGCUGCGUCAGAGCUGUCAUGAACUCAUCUGCUGGCAUUCACUUCAUCGUGGACAAUGAGGGAUACGUGCGCAAGCUAUCGCAGGCUUUGGAUACGUCCAAUACGAUGGUGAAAAAGCAGGUGUUUGAGCUGCUGGCGGCCCUCAGCAUGUUCUCCUCCGAGGGACACAGACUCGCUCUGGAUGCCCUGGAGCACUACAAGUGUGUGAAGACGCAGCAGUAUCGCUUCAGUGUGAUCAUGAAUGAGCUUCAAUCCACUGAUAAUGUGCCUUACAUGGUGACUCUUCUGAGUGUCAUAAACGCCCUGAUCUUCAGCGCCGACGGCCUGCAGCAGAGAGACAAGAUGCGCAAGGAGUUCAUUGGAUUACAGCUACUGCAACUACUGUCAAAGCUAAGAGAAGAGGAUGAUGAAGACUUGAUCAUCCAGUGUGAGGCGUUUGAAGAGGCCAUGGCUGAGGAUGAGGACGAGCUGCUGAGGCUCUAUGGAGGAAUUGACAUGAGUAACCAUCAGGAGGUCUUUACCGCACUAUUUAAUAAGGUGAGCAGCUUUCCCACGUCUCUGCAGUUGUUGUCAGUCCUGCAGGCGCUGCUCCUCCUGGGUCCAGAAAGAUCUGAUAUCUGGCAGGCGCUGGAGUCGCUCACGAACAGAGCCAUACUGAUCGCUCAGAGCUCUGAGAUGGAUUCGUGUGAGAAGAUCCUGCAGCGUCUGGUCUUCGCUAAGGAAUCCUCUAAAGGCUCUAAUGAGGUCGACAAUUUUCAGCUCAAAAGAAAGAAUCAAGCCAUUCAGACCGAGGCCAAAGACGAGAAACUGGCCUGUUCUUGUGGAUCAGCCAAAAAAGAACCACCCCGCACCUCCACAAACACCACCUCUACUCCUCCUCCACCACCUUCUCCUUCAAGCAGGAUUCCUGCUGGAACUCCACCUCCACCACCACCGCUUUUACCUGGAGCAGGGAUGCCUGCACCUCCACCACCACCACCUCCCCCACCUCCUCUACCUGGAUUGGGAGCUGCUUCUCCUUUCCCAGGAUUUGGAGCACCACCUCCUCCACCUCCUCUCCCAGGAUUUGGAGCUCCGCCUCCUCCACCUCCUUUUCCUGGAUUUGGAGCUCCACCUCCUCCACCUCCUCUCCCAGGAUUUGGAGCUCCACCUCCUCCACCUUCUUUUCUUGGAUUUGGAGCUCCACCUCCUCCACCUCCUCUUCCAGGAUUUGGAGCUCCGCCUCCUCCUCCGCUGCCUGGAUUUGGAGCUCCACCUCCUCCACCUCCUCUGCCUGGUAUGGGAGGUCCGCCUCCAGCAUUUGGAGCUCCGCCUCCUCCUCCACUGCCUGGUAUGGGAGCUCCGCCUCCUCUUCCUCCCCCUGGUAUGGGUGAUGUGAUCGUGGCCCAGAGGUUUCACCCGGUCGGUCAUUACUCCAGCGCUCCUGUGAGAAGCGGCCCCUACCCAACACUCAGGAUGAAGAAGCUCAACUGGCAGAAGCUCAAUUCCAGAGCGGUUACUGAUGGUCCAUCGAUGUGGGCGUCGGUUCCGAGCGAGUCUCCUCUGGAGCCAAACUACAGCAGCAUCGAGCAGCUCUUCUGUCUGCCUGUGUCUGAACCCAAAGACAAGAGUCCAGCUGCACCGCUCAAGAAGGAGCCUAAAGAGAUUUCUUUUAUUGACGCCAAGAAAAAUCUGAACCUGAACAUCUUCCUGAAGCAGUUUCGAUGCUCCAAUGAAGAUUUUGUGGCGAUGGUGCAGAAAGGAGAUUGUUCAAAGUUUGAUGUCGAGUCCUUGAAACAGCUUCUGAAACUGCUUCCAGAAAAACACGAGAUUGACAACCUGAAAUCUUUUCAAGGAGAACAGGACAAACUGGCGAAUGUUGACCGAUUGUACCUCCUGCUGCUGGCUCUACCCUGUUACCAGUUGAGGAUUGAAUGCAUGUUAUUGUGUGAGGAGACUCUGUCUGUUCUUGACAUCCUGAAGCCGAAAGUUGAGCUGGUGGAAACGGCCUGUGAAAGUCUCAGGCAAAGUUCACUGCUGCCCAGUUUCUGCAAGCUCAUUCUAGAUGUGGGAAACUUCCUCAACUAUGGAAGUCACACUGGAAAUGCGGAUGGAUUCAAGAUUGGUUCCCUGCUGAAACUCACUGAAACCAAAGCAAACAAGAGUCGCAUCACUCUCUUACAUCACAUCCUAGAGGAAGCUGAAUUGAAUCAUCCAGAGCUGCUGAAUCUUCCAGACGAGAUUGCGCCGUGUGAGAAAGCUGCAGGCAUAAACCUGGACUCUAUUCAGGCAGAAAUCGGUAAUCUUCUGAAGAGACUCAAAGAUGCAGAGAAGAAAGUGUCUUCAUCAGUGCCGGACAUCAAGGAGCAGUUUUUAGGAGUCAUAGAGUCGAAGCGGUGUUCGUGUGAGUCUCUAGAGCAGCGUUUCUCCAUCAUGGACAGCAGGAGAGGAGCUCUGGCUCAGUAUCUGUGUGAAGACGCUGCUCAGCUCUCACUGGACGAACUCUUCAGCACCAUCAAGACCUUCCGGGAGCUUUUCAUCAGAGCGCUCAAGGAGAACCGUGUUCGUAAAGAGCAGGCGGCGAAAGCGGAGAAGAGGAAGCAGCAGCUGGCGGAGGAGGAAUCCAAGAGGCAGAAAGGAGAAGAUGGAAAGAUAAUUAGGCGGGGGCCGGUGCCACAGGACGACGGCUGCAUCAUCGAUCAGCUCCUUGCCGACAUCCGGAAGGGUUUCCAUCUGAGAAAGACUCGUCCCAGGUGCGAAAAGGAAAGUCCCUGUAGAGCAAAGCAGAGUAGAGAUGCUGAAGCGUCCGCAGCAAGUGUGAAGUCUGCCGGAGGAGAAGCUGGUUCGUCUGCAGUCGGAGAGUCGCCAGCCCCGGAUUGUACUCCAGAAGAUCCAGACAAAGGUUCCGGCAUCAAUCCCACAGGUGAAGACACUUUAUCGGGAAAUGCUGAGUUGAGAAAUCCUGCUCCAGGCAAAAGGGAAACUGAAAUCAGAGCUGAAAUCACAACUGAAAACAAAUCUGAAGUCACCAAGGGAAUCAACUCUAAAAUCAAAUCGGAAAUCAGCAUUAAAAAUGAGUCUGAUAUUGCCACGGAAAUCAAUUCUGAAAUCGGCAAAAAAAUCAAUUCUAAAGUCACCAAGGAAAUCAACUCUGAAAUCACAUCGAAAAUCAACUCUGAAAUCAAUUCUGAAAUCAGCACUAAAAACAAGUCUAAAAUUGCCACUGAAAUCAACUCUGAAAUCACCAAGGAAAUAAUUUCUGAAAUUGCGACGGAAAUCAACUUUGAAAUCGCCAACGAAAGGAACUCUGAAAUCACAUCAGAAAUCAACUCUGAAAUCACCAAGAAAAUCAACUCUGACAUGGCCACAAAAUUCAACUCUCAAUUCCCCACUGAAAUCAACUCCGAAAUCAACUCUGGAAUCACCAAAGAAAUCAACUUUGAAAUCAUCAAGGAAUUCAAGCCUGAAAUCGCCACAGAAAUCAACUCUGGAAUCGCCAAGGAAGUCAACUCCGAAAUCGCCACUGAAAUCAACUCCACCGUCAUGAAUUCACCACUGAAAUCUUCAUCUCAGGAAGAAAACCCAAAGCUCAGUGACCUUACAAACACAGAUCUACAUCACAAUCACAAUGGAAACAACAUCAGGUCUAGUUCAACUGCCGAGCCUGUAAACACUGCCUCUAGUGGCUCAGAAGUGAACAGCGGCUGUGAAAAGAGUGACUCUAUGAAGAUUAAAACCCAGUGUUUUGAUGAUCCGCUGCAGUCGACGGAUGAUCAGCCAAUAGCAGACGUGCCUGACGGAGUGAUGUCACAGACCACGCCCCCUCUGGAUGUUGACCACACCCCCCUUAAAGCCCCUGAAACUAAAAAACCUUUCUUCCAGAGAAGCAGCAAAAAAGGCAGUAAUGAAGUAGAGAGAAACAGAGCCGCUGGACGCUCUAAAAAGGCCUGUGUGUUGCAGUGAAGGAAACUCUAGAAAAAGAAGAACCAAAGGCAGAAGGAAAAGUUGAGGACGUUCCUGCUGUGAUCAGGCUUUGGAUCUGAAGAAUAACACACACACGCACACACACACUGAGUUUGGCUUAAAGAAAUGUAUUUUUAAAUGCUAAAUCUUUGAAUUUGACCAAACUGUUUUUAAAUAUUCGCACAUUGGGAAAUAUGUGCAUACAGAAUGUUGUUUACAGAAGAGUAUAAUCUGGCUGAUCAUGGAUUGUUGCCAAAACCUUUAACAUAACUCGCUGUUAACUCUAUUACUAUUGCUCUGAAUGUAACUUUAAGAUGUUUGACAUUAACCUUAAGGAGUAUUAGUUUGUUCUUAUAUCAGUUCUAGAAUAUGACUAUAAUGAUGUUUCUUUGCAGAAAUGUAUGUUAUAUUUUGCGCUUGCUGUGGAUGAGCUGGAUCUUCAUUUGAGUGUGACUUUCAUAUUGAUGUCGUUAUGUAUUUUAAUGUAUAUCAAGGAAAUAUCUAAAUUAUAUAUAUAUAGAUAUAUAAAUCUAUAAAUAAAAGUGCAUUCAGCGUUGAGGUUUGUUUUUUAAUAUCAUACUCUCAGGUUUAUUACUGUUUAAUAUGAGUGGUGCUGUAGUUUCUUAAAUUGUGCCUAAUCAUGGCUCAUUUCUAAACUCUGCCCCCCAUAUGUGACAACCAAUCACAAGUCUGACUGACAGGUAGAUGGCGCUCUGCUUUUUUGGUUACAAAAUAUAAACUGUUCAUUCAUUCAUUUUCCUUCAGCUUAGUCCCUUUAUUUAUCAGGGGUCGCCACAGCCAAAUGAACCGCCAACUAUUCCAGCAUAUGUUUUACACAGCAGAUGCUCUUCCAGCUGUAACCCAGUACUGGGAAACACCCAUACACACAUUUAAACACACAAACUCAUACACUAUGGCCAGUUUAGUUCAUCAGUUCCCCUAUAAUGUAUGUGUUUGGACUGUGGGGGAAACCGGAGCACCUGGAGGAAACCCACGUCAACACGGGGAGAACAUGCAAACUCCACACAGAAAUGAUCACUGGCCCAGCCGGUACUCGAACCAGUGACCUUCUUGCUGUGAGGCGACAGUGCUUACCACUGAUCCACUGUUUCACCCUAUUAUAAACUAUUUUAUUAUAAAAUACUUCACAUAAUAUGAUCCUUAUUGAACAUGCCCGUGAAAAUAACUGGGUUGUGGCACUGUGUAAAAAUAUACAAAUAAAUGUCAAAUUAAACUCAGCUUCUAUUAAAUAAUUUCCUCAUUUUCUUGCUCCUGUUCAUUUGGAGGUUUUGGGUGUUUUAACUUUUCAAGAAGUGAUUUUUUUUCCCCACAGUCUGAUGUAGAAAACAUCCAAAAUACACUUUUAAGUGUUUAUUUAUUUAUUUUACCUGCACUUGCAUGGACCAAACUU
Danio aesculapii is the source of this 5854-nucleotide messenger RNA. RefSeq names its product inverted formin 2 (gene inf2). Gene Ontology annotation, molecular function: actin binding; small GTPase binding. The transcript is spliced from 25 exons. Bases 184 to 4443 code for a protein of 1419 amino acids. NCBI's taxonomy places the organism in Eukaryota, Metazoa, Chordata, Actinopteri, Cypriniformes, Danionidae. The record is from RefSeq and is a predicted model, not a curated record. Gene Ontology annotation, biological process: actin cytoskeleton organization.